AUGGACAUCAUCAAAGCAAAGACACCUCGCAAACUGGACAUCGAAGACAUUCCCGCAGAGGCCUUCCAGCAUAUCUGUGGUUUCUGCUCCCUCCACGAACUGGCCGCUAUCCGCACCCUCUCUAAGCGUAUCCGUGACCUCGUCGACGACUCCCUCACCGCCCGCAACACCUUCGCCAACCCCACCGAAGAAGUCCGCUCCAAACAGGAACAAGACCCCCUGGCAUGCUUCAUCAGCAUCACCCUCCAACGCAAGCACCAACCCAUUACCGCCGUCUUUGCCCGCUACAACAAGGAACACAACUACCUCGAGUUCACUCAGAGUGAAAGCGCCACAGUCGACCUUGAUAUUGACACCUCGACCCUUGGACGACUCGAUUUUAACAACUGGGAAAUGCAGCUCAACGGUCGCACGAAAAGGGCGAGCGAGUCUUCCUCAACAGCCCUUCAACAGCGUCCAAGGAGGUCUAGCAUCACCCAGGCUGGAUCUAUCCGUGCCUCCCAGACGUACAUGGAACAGGACCUCGCCAACGGUGGUCCCAUCCCGCCCAUGCCCACCAACCAACCCGUCCUUUCGUCCUUCUUUGGCUCUACACCAACACCUGCUGCAACACCUACUCCAGCUGCGACUGUGCGUCAGGGGUUCAACCAUAUGGCGCAAUACGUCAUGUCCACCUUUGCCGCAGCGCCAACAACAUUGACUACAGAGCAAAGAGAACAGGAAGCCCGGAGACUGUUUCAUUCCGUCGAAAAUGAGGUCCUCUCAUCCAAGAAGCAGUACAAGUUGGUGCUCACCGAAGGCACCCACUUUAUCGGUGACGACGAAUUUAUUAUCCGCUACACCAUCACCAAGAAGGAACCCGCCGAGGAUGACAACGCAGAGCAAACACAGCCGCAACUGGAAUUCAAGAUUGACUAUAUCCGUGCGUCGUGGCGCUGGAUCUCGUCUGGUGCGCCCAAGAGGCUACGAUCCAACAAGGGCAAAUCAACAACCAGCGGCAACCAAGGACGAGGCCAUCAGGACGAUCGCGAGCCCUGGCAAACCCAAGUGAACCCCCUGCCGGAACUUCGAGUCGGAAAGAUGUACGCCCAUCGAUUCAACAUGUUGCUGGAAGAGAUUGGUCGCCAAAAGGUCAGCCCAAGUGUCCGUGGCCAGUUGAGGGAUCUUGGAUAUGAUGCAUCGCUGUUUCCUACAAAGUUCAUCUACGCCAACCUUCGUGAUGAACACGUCCUCCGAUGGAUUACUCAGGAACACUUUGAGGAGACUGACCGUGAGGCAGUUGCCCUCAAAAAGUCACAGGAACAGGAACAGGAACGGAAGACGCUGUAUGAUGACUGGGAGAUGGUUGAGUCGAUGUCGACCUCACAUCAGCUGGCGCAGAUCAGAGCCGACAAACUAAAGGCCGAACGGGAAAAGGACGACAAGGCCGCGUUGCAAGAGAUGGUCGAGUUGCUUGAGGAGGAGAAGGGGUAUCUCUCAGCACGGAAUAUUCUGGAGGAGAUGCUUGCCUGCAAAGGGUAUUCGAGGGACUUGAUCUGGAAGUAUGGUGUUGUUCGGAGAGAGAUGAUGGGACCUGUACCCAGUCAGACUGAGGCCAAGAAGUUGUUGACCAAGGUGAUCGAUAGCGAGGCUGCACACGCGUCCACACGUCCCCGUCCUCACCAGAUGUAA
This is a messenger RNA of Linnemannia hyalina, 1671 nucleotides long. The record is from the annotation of a GenBank genome assembly. Lineage: Eukaryota; Fungi; Mortierellomycota; Mortierellomycetes; Mortierellales; Mortierellaceae.